UGUCGGAAAUCUUCAGAGCAGCCCGUCGCAAACAUCAUCAUGAUCCCUGUAUGCAUAUCUUGUCAAGAAUUCCCAUGAGGCCAUACGAAGCCGACUCAGCUUCAACCAAACACCGACGCCCACUUUAACAUUUCUGUGCCGUAAAAUUCACCCAAUACCCCCAAAUAAGAUUCCUAUUUUGUUUCAUAUUAAAGAAAUUCUCAGCGCUGUACCCAAGAAUUCGAGCCGUCGUCAACAUGACGUCCGCAACCCCUCCAAAACACCAGACUCUUGAGAUCCUGGACCUCAGCUCCCCGCCAGCAUUCACCAAGCCCUCGAAGCGCAUCAACGAAGGCCCCGACGUCGCACGCUUCCUCACCAGCCUCGCCUACCGCGAUAUCGGAAUCUUCAUCCUCCAGCUUAACCGCGCCUUAUGUCCUCGAAACCAACUAUCGUCACCCCUCCCCCGCACCUUUCCCCUCAAUUCGAAACCGCCGGCAUCGCCGUCCGUCCAAGCUCUACAGAACCUUUUGACAAAGGUUGAAAGCUUCAUCGGCCAAGCACCACCCGACCCCGGUCCUCGACGAUUUGGAAAUGUUAGCUUCCGAAAGUGGUAUGCUAUCUUUGAGGAGCAUUUGGACGAGCUGUUGGGAGAAGGGCUUCUAGGUGAAACACUCAAAAUUGGCGAUGGAAAGGCGAAAGAAGAAGUCUCUAGCUACCUUCUUGGUGGUUUCGGUAGCGUCCAAAGACUAGACUACGGAACAGGACAUGAGCUCAGCUUCAUAGCAUUUCUUGGUUGUCUAUGGAAGCUGGGAUACUUCAAAGAUGGACAACAAGGAGGUGAGAUCGAGCGCGAGAUUGUCCUCAAGGUUAUCGAACCAUAUCUCAACGUGGUGAGGAAACUCAUCCUAACAUACACUCUUGAACCCGCUGGCUCACACGGCGUCUGGGGCCUCGACGAUCAUUCCUUCAUGCCCUACGUAUUCGGCUCUGCACAACUCACACGACCUAUAAACGAUGACGAACCAAUGCCCUUGGAGGGAUCUGUAAAGGGUGCGCCGAAGCCUAGCGACGUUACCAAAGCCGCUGUUGUGGAGGACCAGCGACAGAUCAAUAUGUACUUUGCUGCCAUUGGCUUCAUCAACGACGUUAAGAAGGGCCCAUUUUGGGAGCACAGUCCCAUUCUCUUUGAUAUCUCUGGUAUUCGAGAUGGUUGGGGCAAGAUCAACAAGGGCAUGAUCAAGAUGUUCAACGCCGAAGUUUUGUCCAAGUUCCCAGUUGUCCAGCACUUCCCGUUCGGUUCACUCUUCUCUUGGGACGCUGAUCCAGAUGCUGCAGCUCCAACACAAAGCGUCCAUAUGGCGAACCAGCCAACCACAGCAGCCCCAGUACCUUCAGGACCCGGAACAACUGCGCCAUGGGCUCAAGCUGCCAGAAUACCAGUCCCACCGUCAGCCGGCAUUCCCUAUACUCGAAUGCCACCUCCAGGACCGAGUUCAGGGUCACUUGCUAGGCCACCUCGAGGCGCUGCACCGACAAGUGAAUCUACAAGCGCACAAAUCACUGUUACCAAAACACCAUGGGCUAGAGAUUCAUAGAGAAUACAUAUACCAGCAUCUGGGGAAUUUUGGCAUAUUAGGAGUCAAGGACCGGACAUAGAUAUUCAUUCGCGCAUUCGUCCCAUAGAAUUCCAUGAGAUUCCAACCUCCCGUUAUGUACGAUUAUUGAAUUUAGACUAUGGGAAAUGUUACACGCCUCAUGAUAGUCCUUUGAAUUUGCAAUCUAAUCUUAUAAAAGCACAACGUGGAACAAGAGCGAGGGAAGUAUCUAGAUAUAGAAAGCGGGUAUAUAUUGAAAACAAAACAUCGCGAC
This is a messenger RNA of Fusarium verticillioides 7600, 1851 nucleotides long. RefSeq names its product serine/threonine-protein phosphatase 2A activator 1. Gene Ontology annotation, cellular component: nucleus; protein phosphatase type 2A complex; cytoplasm. Lineage: Eukaryota; Fungi; Ascomycota; Sordariomycetes; Hypocreales; Nectriaceae. Bases 237 to 1577 code for a protein of 446 amino acids. Gene Ontology annotation, molecular function: peptidyl-prolyl cis-trans isomerase activity; protein tyrosine phosphatase activator activity. The transcript is spliced from 2 exons. The record is from RefSeq and is a predicted model, not a curated record. Gene Ontology annotation, biological process: mitotic spindle organization.